CCCCACGAGCCGGCGGCCGCCUCCUCGUCCUCCUCGAAUCUUUGCUCCCCGCACCGGCCCGGCGCGUUCUACGGCGAUGGGCGGCGACGGAUCGGAGCCUCGCCGGAGCCUCUCCCUGUUCCUGGAAUCCGGCGUUUACCGAUUGGAGGGCUCGGGAGGCGCGGUGUUCGUCGACCCCGUACGCGUCCUGAACCGUGCUCUGGCGCGGUUCAGCAUCUCCCCUUCCGCCUACUACUCCCGCUUCUUCGAGCCCGGACCGUCCGAAGCCGAUCGCGGCGGGUCGAACGGGAGGAAACGGAAGCGCAGGGCGAGGAAGCCCCUCGUCCUCAACGACCGCGAACGGGUCGCCGCUCAGCGUCACCAGGAGGCGAGGCCAUUUUUGGUUAAGGCGCAUGAAGCUUUAGUUGGAGCUACUGAGCUAAGGUCUCUCAUGUUGAAGAUGAAGGGCGAAGUCGCCACCGCGGAAGAUCGAAAAUUGGCGCCGCCCGGUGUUCCGCCGUCGUUUAUCGAGAUUGGGAGGCUCUGGCAAGCUCCUUUGUAUGAGAUAACGCUCAACUUCUCGCAAGAAAAGCCGACCGGAGAUGGAGGUCCUUCGAUAAUUCACAGCAAAGAGCAAAAAGUGAUUCCUAUAUUCAAUAACUUAGUUCAUAACGGAACAAAGGAUGAUCUGGAGGCUGAGUUCCUUGGCAGUCAAUAUGUCAUUCCUAGAGAAAGUUGCUUCUACAUGUCCGAUCUGCAGCAGAUCCACAGAAUGAUUCCAGUUGAGGGUGAUGCUCAUUUCCAUUUUAUAGUGAUAGAUCCACCAUGGGAAAAUGGAAGUGCCCAGCAGAAGUCAAGAUAUCCAACUUUGCCUAAUAAAUAUUUCUUAUCCCUCCCUGUUCAGCAACUUGCUCAUAGAGAAGGAGCCCUUGUUGCCUUGUGGGUGACUAACAGGGAGAAGCUCCGUAAUUUUGUUGAGAAAGAGCUAUUUCCUGCAUGGGGAGUCAAAUUUUUAGCAACUUUUUACUGGUUAAAGGUGAAAUCAGACGGAUCUUUGAUUUGUGACUUGGACCUAUUCCAUCACAGGCCAUAUGAAUGUAUUCUCUUGGGCUUCUGUGACAAGGAGGGUAUGGAUCCUAGAGAUCUGUCAAGAUUAAGUACUAUUCAAGAUAAAAGAGUGUUGAUGAGUGUGCCUGGGGAUUACUCAAGGAAGCCCCCACUUGAAGAGCUGGUUCUUGAGUACAUUCCAGGGACCAAGCCAGCACGGUGUGUUGAAUUAUUUGCUAGAGACAUGAGGGCUGGAUGGUGUUCUUGGGGGAAUGAGCCACUGCACUUUCAAGAGAUGAGAUAUUUUCAGAAGAGAGAUGCAGAUGAUGCUUGAUGUGGGCUUUAUUUGCAACAUUAGCAACCACAGGGAAGAAAUCAUCUCUCUUGCUUGCUGUAAGUUCUCUUGAUGAAGUAUGAUUGCAUAUGUAGUGACAUGUUGAAACCAAAGGCUUUCUUCAAGGGAUUUUGGUAAACUAUGGAUGGAUUUGAUCACUGCCUGAAAUUCACCAUUUCCCCGGUAUUCGCCAGAUAGAACUCAAGAGGAGUUGGAUUGACCAGAGAGAUGAUAAACAGCUGGAGGAGUUAGUAACACUUACUGGGGCUGCCACCUGUCAACCGGCCAUGUGUUGGCCUAGCACGCAUUGGCUGACAGAUCGACAAAUUAUGAGUAUGCACAGGGGGUUUCUGCUCCCUAGGCAUUUUCGUUCAGUCACAUUGUUAACCCAUCUGGGCCGAGGUCGUUUUAACAAACGGCUACCAAGCGGCUCAAUGGCGAGUGCACUAUUACGGCCUGAUUUUGUAAUUAUGACUGAUAGUAGUGACAAAAUUUUGUAGCUCGAAUAGAUUAUGAAUCUGUUUUCUUUUCCUAUUUAUUUGAGUAGUUCCCUAGGGCCAUCUAAUGAUUAAUAUUGCAAAAGAAACAGAGUAGACUAGUUGAUGCUGAUGUUAUAGAGAGAAAGGGAGGAACUUUUCAUUCCUCUCGCUAGUAA
Molecule: messenger RNA, 2015 nt
Organism: Eucalyptus grandis
Lineage: Eukaryota; Viridiplantae; Streptophyta; Magnoliopsida; Myrtales; Myrtaceae
Product: methyltransferase-like protein 2
Exons: 9
Coding region: 77-1360 (427 amino acids)
Cellular component (GO): RNA N6-methyladenosine methyltransferase complex; nucleus
Molecular function (GO): methyltransferase activity
Source: RefSeq, a predicted model, not a curated record